Molecule: messenger RNA, 711 nt
Organism: Acanthosepion pharaonis
Lineage: Eukaryota; Metazoa; Mollusca; Cephalopoda; Sepiida; Sepiidae
Source: the annotation of a GenBank genome assembly
AUGGAAGGUUUUUGUUCAUUUGACGUCCGAUUGUUGAUGAAUUCUAUAAACAGUGAAGCAUCUGAUAAAGGCUCUGUGGAAAAUCUAACAGAAGAAGUUUUAGAAGAUAUCAAAGUUCGUUGUUGUUUUGUGACAAGUAUCAACCGAGCCAAGCAAAUCUUUGAUGUACACUGUGGGAAAGCUGAUUCUAAUAAAUUACCUACACCACCUGUUGGUCUUGAUUACCCACUUGGUGGUGAUCGUUUCUUACACAUCAGUGGCAGUACAAGAGAAGAGGCUUGUGAAGUCUUAUUUGAACAGGAUAAUGAAGAGAUAUCAUUAGCCACAAUGAUUCUGGACUCUUUAAUAAAGUGCCCUAUUGAUGUCCGCAAAGACUUGGCUGAGAAUAUUGUCAUUAUGGGAGGGACAAGCAUUCUACCUGGUUUUUACAGCCGACUUCAGAAGGAACUUUAUAACCAACUAAAUAAACCAAAAUAUAUGGACACAUUGAAACUGAAAGUAUUUAAAUUUCAUCAACCACCUUCCAAAGAGAAUUAUACUGCAUGGUUAGGUGGUGCCAUUGCUGGAGCAAUGAUAACAUUACCAAACCGUUCUGUAUCACAAGAGACUUUUCUGAAAACCAAUACUCUACCUGAUUGGUGUAAGAUACAAGAAAAAAAUCAGAGCAGUACUGAAGAUUUACUAAAACAAGGGCACAAAAUACUGUCAUAA